This is a messenger RNA of Stegodyphus dumicola, 3236 nucleotides long. RefSeq names its product lethal (2) 41Ab (gene l(2)41Ab). Gene Ontology annotation, cellular component: cytoplasm. NCBI's taxonomy places the organism in Eukaryota, Metazoa, Arthropoda, Arachnida, Araneae, Eresidae. The record is from RefSeq and is a predicted model, not a curated record. Gene Ontology annotation, biological process: axoneme assembly.
CUUAACACAACUUCCAUCAUAUCUGCAGAUGGAUCUUCCAUCCAUCAUGCAAUAUUUUCUAGAGUUCAGUAUUUUUUGGAGGUUUAGUAAUAGAUCUGUUAUGACUUUGGACAAUUUCAAUCUCAUGUAUUUAAGAACACUGUGAAAACUACUGCGGUAUUAUAAGUCACGUAUUGCCAAAGAAUAUAUAUGUAUAAAUCAUUUAAGUGGGGGAAAACUUCUUAUUUUAUUGUGCUAUGUUUUCUUUUUGUGAAUAAAUAUAUAUAUUUCAUAUAUUAGAUAUUUUGUAAGAAAAAGAUUUGAUACGUUUUACCUAGUUUUUGGAAAUAAGAGUAGUAUUGUUUCAUUGUUUUUAUAUGCACUUCUUCAACUUAUUGGUUAUUAUUAUUAUUAUUAUUAUUAAUGUGAUUCUAUAUAUUGUGUAAAAUUAUUCUAGGUAAAACAAGAACAAAUAAAAAAGGAGCAAGAAAGUUUAGUUAAAGAUAUGGAGAGAGCAGUUGAAAGACAUACUAAUUUGUAUGUUGAAGCAGAUAAACAAGCCCUGUUUGGGAAAAGAAGAAAAACUCCUGAAUAUGUUACUAAGAGAAUUAAAAAUACUCAGAAAAAAAUACAAGAAGAUAAAAAAGUUCUGGAAAAUUGUAAACAACGAAUUCAUGCUUUAGAACUUACUAAAUCCCAGCUGAGUGAUAUGUAUGAGGUUGAAAGCAAACACACUUUGGAAAUGAUGGAUAAAAUUCAUGCUAUUGAAUAUGAUACAGAUAAUAAACAACAAGAAAAAAGACAAGCUGUGAUAAGUUUAUCAUUCAAGCAAAAGAAAACAAAGUUCAUGCAAAAAAUUCAAGAUGGUACUUAUAUUAGAGCAGUGAGGAAUGACACUCGGAGGCUAGAAGAACUGGAAAGAUUAAAAAAUAAUUUUCGAAUCCUUGAAGUUAUAGCACACUCUGUAAUAAAUGAAGAUGCAGAAUUAGAAAAAGAUUUGAACAAAGUACUAAAUUACAUCUAUAUAUCAAAGCAAAUCUGACUCUAAACAAAGUUUUCAUUUGUUGUGUAUUUCAUAGGAAAUAUGUUUAAAAUAUACCUGUAAUGAUAAAAAGUUAUAUAUAUAUAACAAACACACACACAAUAUAUAUAUUGUGUGUUUGUUUAACUUGUUAAUUUAAAUUUGAUAUAGUUUUACUUUUUAAUAAUGUUAAUGCUAUACUUUUUAUAGUAUCUCCUAUGCCUGAUGUGAAUGACUGACUGAAAAGUUAAUAUUAGAGAGAUGUAAAUGGUUUCUAAAUUUAAAAUUGCAUUGAAAAAUAAUUUUCUAUUAAUAAACAUUGCCAUUUAAACGUCACUUUCUCUUAGUCAAUGCAAUGUACACUUGUUCAUAGGCAUCACAACGGGUCAUUUUCAUUAUUUUAUAUUUCCUCUCAUAUUACCCUACUAUUAGUAUAUAGUGAGCAUUAUUAUAUAAAUGUCACUUUAAGUCAUCAUAAUAAAAAUAUCACUUUGUUCUUGUGCACCUCAAUGUAAAUGUCAUUUAUAUUACUUUACUGGGUAUUAUACAGUAAUGAAAUAUUGUUAAAAUGAUAUAAAUUAUGUUCAGUCUAUGUACUAAAUUUAUGAAUUCAUAUCUCUGAAUUGUGAAUUUUAUUUCGAGUUUGCUAACAUACAUUUCAUAUAUCUUUUAUUUUGAAAAAUGUUCUGCUAUACAUGUAAUUUUGUAUUUUAUGAAUGAAAGAAAAUAAAAUAUGCAAUAAAAAAGGGAACAUAAAAUAAACAAUAUAUCAUUAAUUUUCCAUGAAAGAAAAACACCAAAAUCAAUAUUAUAAAUUGCUUAUCUUUUGAAAGAAUUUGAAUUGAACAAAACUAGCUUUGAUAUAAAUUCUUCAUGGCUAAAAUAAUAGUGAAAAAAUAGUGUUUCAUGGGAUUUUUACCUAAGGAUUUCUUUAUGCAAAGGAUUUUAUUACAGUACCAAUUGCAUUUUAAUAUAAAACGAAUAUCUGUGUCUUUUCUGCCGCAGUCAUUUGGAACUUAGCUCUAUAUGCUUUCAGCUUUAAAUGUAAAUAAGUUUGAUGUAAUAAACAGAAAGCAAGCAAUAUAUGCUCUUAGCAGUUUGUUUGCUUUCUUAAGAUCCAGUUUCCUUUCGUGCUUGGUAGUGACAUAUAUCAUUAACUAACUGUUCUGAAACUUAAAAUAUCAAGUUAUUUCACAUAAUUAUAGUUUUAUCUUGCUUUUUUUGAAAAAGUAAUAUAUACACCAGUUGAAAAUGUCAGUACAUAUAUAUUCAACCAAAUUUAUACUUAAAAUUAAAAAAUUAAAUAAUUAUAAAGGCAUAUGUACUAAAUAUAUUACUAUUAUUGUUGAAACUUCAAAGGUGAUAAAAAUGCAAAAUGCGUCAUUUAUUUUUUUAUUUUCUAAAUAAUUAUAUCAAUAAUAAUAGCCUUAAAAUGUCUCAGGAAAAGUAAACCCAAAAUUUAAUACUUAAAGCAUAGAAAAGCUUACAUGUUUUGCAGUUUUAUAUUAAAUUUUGGCGUGUUUAUAAAAUAAAACUGUGAAAUCUUAAGCACUGUUUUUCUUAUUCAUGUAUAAAGCAUUUCUAAAAUUUUUAUCAACUGACCUUUUCAUGCAAAUUCAUGUAGAAUUUUUGAAUUGCAAUACAAAGACUUCAUAAAAGUCAAAAACAUUAUUAACAUACAUAAUACAUCUGAAAAGGAAAGAGUGUCCUUUAAGUAAAUUGUUUUUGUGCUUGGAUUUUGAAGGUUGAUAUUUUCAGUUAAUUAUCAAAUUUAGUUGUUUGUUUUUACAUAGCUGUAAAUUUUAUCUUUCAUUUUUAAUAAUUAUUAUUUAUUCAUUUUUAUUGUUUAUAAAUUUUUUUAUUUUCUUCAAAUUUUGUAUGUUAUGCUCAGAAUACACUCUUUUAUUAGUCACAUAGAGGACAAGUGACAUGAAACUUAUAUUUGUACUACUAUUUGUUUAUUUUUAAAUUUUUUUAAUUCUAUAAGUUUCUUUACUGUAGUCCUGCAUUAUUGUGUUAUUUUAGCAACACUAAAAUCUCAAGCACUCAUAAAUAUUCGCAUUUUUAUGCUUAUAUUUUUUAUCUAAUUUAAAGUUUAAAUAUAGGUAUAUAUCUGAGAUAAAGCACAGGUAAAAUAAAGUUAAUUUUAGCCUUUUAUAUCACUUUUUCAAUUUCCUUAUUUCCUUUUUCUGUCUUAAAAAUAGUAAUGUGCUUACAGUAAAUCUUUCUGGAUUUC